Molecule: messenger RNA, 2511 nt
Organism: Labrus mixtus (cuckoo wrasse)
Lineage: Eukaryota; Metazoa; Chordata; Actinopteri; Labriformes; Labridae
Gene: terf2ip
Product: telomeric repeat binding factor 2, interacting protein
Exons: 9
Coding region: 99-2282 (727 amino acids)
Biological process (GO): regulation of DNA-templated transcription; telomere maintenance via telomere lengthening
Cellular component (GO): shelterin complex
Molecular function (GO): telomeric repeat DNA binding
Source: RefSeq, a predicted model, not a curated record
GAAGAAGAACGCGGAACUACACGAUUUGUUUCGUUUCUUUGCGCGGCGGGAAGUUUCACCUGGGGAGUAAACAAACCGCAUGGUGAUACACUUUGAACAUGCCGUCCAAGCAGGAUGUGGCCAAAUCCAUCUCCCCGGUUCUGUUCAUGUCCGUGGACGGUGAGCCGAUGUCUUUCUUCCUGCGGCCGGGUCCUCUUAAACGUGAGCUCCAGCCGCUCAUCACAGCGGGAGGAGGGAGGUUGUCUAGCGUCCAGCAGCCCGGAGCGAUUCUGCUGAUUGACCCCAAGGAGAGAGGCUCGAUUACUGAAGCUACUGCUCACUGGUACGUGUCCACUCAGUACAUCCACGACUGUGUUGAGAAGGACGAGCAGCUGAAUUUAGAGGACUACAGGUUAAAUCCUGAAGUGGCCCCAAAUCAGUCUGCUAAACCUAACAGUAACAAAGAGAGCUCACCUGAAAACUUAGGAGGCAGGAGUGCUUACACAUCUGAAGAUGAUUCUGCCAUAUUGAAGUUUGUCAGCAAUCACAAGUCAGACGUCGGGGGAAACCGUGUCUGGCAGGAGAUGGAGAAGCAGAAAGUGACCGGUCACAGCUGGCAGUCGAUGAAAUACCGUUACAGAAUACGACUGGCAAAGAAACAUUCAGAGGUUGUGGAGGAAGACACAACAAAGGAGGACACCGACACAGCAGAGGGAGAGAUCAAGGUGGAAGAAAAUCAAGAGACAGAUGUUGAGAAACCCUCCAGUGAUCCUCCUCAGAUUCAUUCAGCAGAACCAGACCUGACACAGAUAGAUUCCCAGUCUUUACUCGCUGACACCAAUCAACCAGACAUUGUAGAAGCUCAAAUGUUGGUUGAUGAAGUUGUUGAAGAACAACUAGUCAGCCCACAUGAACAACUAACUGCAAGCUCUCAAUUAGAGGCUUUAGGGGCUGAAACAUCAAAUGUGUCCCAAUGUGAAGGACCAACUUUGGACUCUCAGGCAGAUUUCCAUCUCUUCCUUACUCAGACCAUGGAACCAGAAUCAGAAGAAGGACAAACAAUCACCUUGACAGAAAAAGAGAGUGUGCCAGAGGACUCUCCUGCAGCUCAUUCCCUGCUCCUGCACGAUGCCUCUUCCCAGAAAAAAUCAAAAGAGAGGCAGAAGGCGUCCCCUGAGCCGGCGUCCCCUGAGCCGGCGCAACCGCAGCGUCGACUAACACGCAGGCAGCUUCAGCUCGAGGAGUCAUUUGGGCCUGAACCUUACGGCAAAAAACUCAGAUCGUCAUCAUCUUCUGCAUCGUCUUCUCCACAGCCCUUGAGGAAAACAAAACGAGCUGUUAAGGCUGCUUCUCAGAAAGACACCACAGCAAAGCAGCCGCCUUCCAAAAGAGCAAGACGAAAGAACGCCGCCGCAGUGCAAGAAAGUGUGGCUGCAGUGCAGGAAGAUCUCCUGGAGGAGAGCGGACCAGCUAAUGUCCAAGAAACAGCACAACCAGAUGUAUUUCCAGAGACCAUCUGUGAAGCAGCACAAGCAGAAACAGAAUCUUGUCCUGUGCCGCACGAAGGAGAGAAAAAAACAGAAAAGAGGAAGCUGGGGAUUCUCGAAGCAGCUACAAAAGAAUUUGAAGACGAUAGCAGGUCUGAUGAGGAGGAAGUUCCUGAUCUACAAAACCAAACUGAAACAGCAACAAAACAACCCUCAUCAACAGACCCUACAUCAGACGCUGCUGCAGACGCUGCUCCCACAAAGUCUGACCUUGAACAUGGACCUGACCGUCAGGAGGGCGUGCCAGAGACCCAACCGUCCACAAGCAACUGCUCACCAGACACCAGCUGUCCUCAGGCCGCAGCAGCUCAGGCCGCUCAAAGCGAGGCCGCCAAUGCAACCUGCAAGCCCCACCUGUUCAUAUUUGACAGUGAGUCUCAGGAGGAGGACUCUCAGUCCGUUCUUGGUCAGGAUACGGUAGCUCCUGCAAACCAACAGCUAACUGUGAACAAAGACGCUCCUUAUUCGCUGACACAGGCUCAACUGGAAGAGGACAAGCGGAGAAUCACAGAGCUGAUGAACCAGACAAACCAGGAUUUAGUCAGUGUGACCAAAGCCCUGCUGAGGACCAGUGGAGACUUUUCUGCUGCUCGGGAUCUGCUUUUGACUCCAGGCUGUAUUUCAGGACCAUUUUGGAAUCGCCAUGACGACGGUCUCCUACUUUCAGCUGAUCCUGUGGUCAGACAGCAGCUGCAAGGAAAAUACGGUGAGGAUGACCUGGCGAAAAGAAUCGUGUUCCUUGAAGCAGAGAGAUAAGUAUGAAGUCUGACUAAAGAGGAAGACAGCAGAUCUUAUCCUCGUCUGCAUUUGGCAUUUAAUCAGUGUGUGUUAGCAAAGCAAACUGACACGUUCUCUUUUAGUGUUCCCCAUUUUGUUCAGCAUGAAAUCUUGUCAUUUACUGCAGAUUCUCCCGAUUAAAUGAGUUAAACAAUCAGAGACAUUUGAGAAUUCAUAUUUUUAGAUAGUUUACCUUUUAAAAUGUCUU